UUAUACGUGGUUCGUGGUCCAAUUUAGAUUUAAUUUUAAAUGUUUUCUAGCCUUAAAAUGCAUGCAAAGCUAAGCGAGAUGGAGUCGCGCAUUGUGGCGCGACUGAACGCAGAGAUCGGCAAGGACCAGAUGCACCGGGCCAAACACGUAGCCAGUCACUACAGGGAGAGGCUCCAAGCCUUGUAUCAGACACUCGACUACGAAGAUGCCCAGAAUGUUUCCUGCUACAAAUCUGCCUUCCAGUGCCAGCAACAGGUCUGUGAGAGCCUCGAUUUUGAAAUGGAGAAGAUAGCGCAGUUCGGUGAGAAGCUGAAGAUGAAACUGAAGGAGUGCCAACCGGCACUGGACGGAGUUGCUAAGGAUCUCGAACAAGUUCGGCAGCUGCAGCGUAUAACACAGUACUUGCGCUUGGUUCAGGAUAUCCAGGAAAUCAGCGCUGCCUUGGGCAAUGCCAUCAAUGGCAAGGACGAAGCCAAAUUGGUCAAUAUCUACCUAACACUGUACGAGGGAAACGACUGCGAACACAGUGUGGUGGGGCGUCUCCAUGCCGUGCAAGCGUCAUCACUGAAGUCCUUUGCCGAACGCACUGCCAUCUACUGGCACAAGCAGCUGAUGAAGCGCCUGUCCAUCGAAUUCGAGGCUGUGCUGAAGAGUAUGCGCUGGGCGCACUUGGAACAGCAGGCCCUCAACUACUCGCCAACACGGGACACUAUUAAGGCCCAAUUGCUGGCCGAAUACAUGUUCCUUAUCAAAUCUCCAGCGGAAGAACAUGCGCCUCUCGUAAGCAUCACUCCCAGCAUUGUGUGUCCGCCCAUCAACCAGGUGGUGCAGCUUUUGCUGGCUCCGUACCGCCAGCGCUUCACAUUUCACUUCACGGGCACCCGGCAAACGAACCGGCUGGACAAGCCCGAGUGGUUUUACACACAGAUCCUCAACUGGGGCAAGGAGACACAUUUCUUCGUGGGCGAAACAUUCCAGCCAUCGGCAAUGAAGGCGGGCAAGCUGGACUAUAAUCUCAGGCUGGAGUUCAUGCGAGGACUGGUGCAGUUAGUCAUUGAGAAGCUGGCCGUGGACAUUGAACAGAUUGCCCAGGACGAGAUUCUCUUCGCCCAUCUAAUCGACGAGACCCUGGCCUUUGAGUCUGAGCUGCGCGAGACGUUCGGCUAUCCGGCAAGCUUCCCCAGCGCCAUUUCCGUAAUCACACAGCCGAUGUAUUUGCUGCGGUGGAUUUCCCUAGAAGAGCGAUUCUGCGCGGAAAAAAUGGAUUACAUACUGCAGGCGGAGGCGCCGUUCCUGCUAAUUGACCCCAACACAUUCGAGGACGAUUUGAAGAUACCACGCUGUGCGGAUCAGUUUAUGCGACUGCUGGACGCCAUUAAAGAUCGGUACUAUGGCUUGGUUCAGCCGGGCCACCAAUUGCAGUUCCUGCAGUUGCAGCUGGAGCUAAUCGAUAGCUUCCGCAGACGCCUGGUGCAGCUACACAGCAGUGGAGCCGUGCGUAGUAUUCCCGUGCUGAACGCCAUCAACUACCUGAUGAUGGUGCUGCGCGAGUGGGGCGAGAACGUGCACUAUCUACAUCUGCAUUCGGCGCUCGCCGGCCCCAAUGCGUCCGAGAUCAAUUCUGUGUUUGAGCAUGCUGUCACCGAACUGGAACACUGGGCCAGGCAGCUAACGAGAGAUCUAGCCACAAAGGCCACCAACGAGAUGAAGGCAAAGUCGAUGAGCUACCGAAGGGAUGUGUGGCCAACAAUGCCGGAGCAGAAUAGCCGGGAGCCGUUCAUCCUGUCGCCCAGCGGCGGCGAAAUGUUUCAGGUGCUGGUCACCCUGCUACACAAUCUGGAGAGCGAACUCUCUGCCAAUCUGUUCAACCAAACGCUGCGCUUGAUGGCUCAUCAAAUCGAUGACUUCAUGAUCGACAGCAUGGUCAUGAACACGAAGUUUUCGCCUGCGGGAGCAGCGCAAUUCAAUUACGACAUGACGCGCAACUUAUUCGCACUCUUUGGCCAGUAUACUCGUCGACCGGAGCUGCUCUUUAAGCGAAUACACGAUGCCAGCAAGCUGUUGACGGCUGCUCGUGGUACGGCUUUGUUGCUGCUGGAAACGCUACGCAGUAGCCAGUCGGCGGAGGAGAAAAUGAAUCCACUACGGGAACUGAAGGUGCUCAGUUUGGACAGCAGACAGUGCAUUGAGGUUUUAGAACGGCGAACGGACAUUAAAAUGUUUUAAAACAAUGGAGAAAACUGCAGCGUAGAUUAUUGUUUUUCUUUAGGAGUUUUAAAAUUUUGUAUAUUUAUACGCAAGAGCUUUUGCUAUAAUUAACAAUUGACACUGAGGUUAUGGCGGAAAUAAACCUGUAAAUAUGAGUUUUUCCUCCCUUAAAUCAAAUGCCAACAUAUCACUCUUUUAAUUAAUAUUAGUUAUUCUAUGUGGAAGUAUUGUGUUAAACUGUAUUUUACAUAAUUUUUAUUUGCAAGUAAGGCUUGUUUAUAAACAUAGUAAUCAAGACGGAUUAAUUAACUAAUUUCAAUUACACCAGGACAUAGUUUUGUACUCGUGUAAAUGCUAGUAACUGCCACGAAUGAGAGAUAUAUGUUCGAGUAACACAUACUAUAUACAUAUACAAUUAAAUCCCGAAUUUCCGCCCUGGGCGUUCAAGUCUUGAAUGAGUUCUGGUUGUGUUUCGUAGGAUUAUGGAUGUUUAGUUUAAUUUGUAAAACGUUGACACGAAAAUAUGCAUUAACUGUUGUAAUAAUAAUAAAUUGAUCUAAAAAUA
Molecule: messenger RNA, 2773 nt
Organism: Drosophila serrata
Lineage: Eukaryota; Metazoa; Arthropoda; Insecta; Diptera; Drosophilidae
Gene: Rint1
Product: RAD50 interactor 1
Biological process (GO): retrograde vesicle-mediated transport, Golgi to endoplasmic reticulum; endoplasmic reticulum to Golgi vesicle-mediated transport; regulation of ER to Golgi vesicle-mediated transport
Cellular component (GO): Dsl1/NZR complex
Source: RefSeq, a predicted model, not a curated record